UCAACACGAACCGAAGUGUCCGGUACGCAAACGCAGGGGUUGGAAAGUCUCGGCUGCGUGAUUCGGACGUAUAAAACAGUGGUGGCGUUCCAAAUACCCUAUCAUUAGCUUUCCGUCAUUUGCUUAAUCAACAUACCACCGCACCCAGGACACUGGUACACCUGAGUGAGAAGCGUAAGGGCGAGAGAAAGAGAGCGAGUGUGUGUGUGUGAGUGAUCGUGUUGUGACUUAGUUAUCUUGAACGCAGGUUGAAUCCUUGCGCUCCUGUCAACGAAAUGAUGCCGGCUCGAUCCUGUUCGAUGGUGUUGGUGGUUGUGGUGGCACUGAUUGCUGGUGCUGCUUCUGGAGCCUCGAUCGCGUCCAAUUUGGUCGAGGAAGAGCGACCCAGAAUCGCGACCAGUGAGGAGCUGCUGUCUUCGAUUGUGAACGAGUGCUUCGAUGGUGCGUCGGUCAUGGGUUGCCUGAAGGGCAAGGUUCUGCUGUAUCUGGACGGUAUGCUGGGACUGCGACAGGAGGAAGCACGUGCCUUCGACGAUGGUAACGUGGAUGAAGUGAUCUUCGAUCGUGUUGGACGUGUUCUGGCUACCCACGAAAUCCGUGUCCAGCUGCCUGAAGAUACCGUUGUGAGCUAUCGUGCCGACAAAGGUUUGGACAUCGAUGUGCUGCCGGCAGGACUUGCGACUGAAGCGGCCCGUGGUCACUUACUGAAGAAGAAACUCCUGCUUCCAGUGUUGCUGCUGCUGAAGCUGAAGAUGAAGGCACUGAUGCCGAUCUUCCUCGGGCUGAUCGGACUGAAGGCAAUGAAGGCGCUCAUGCUGUCCAAGUUGGCCAUUACGCUUGUGCUCGGUUUCUUGAUUGCGCAGCUCGUGAAGAAGUCGGGACUCGGUAUGCCAAUGUCGAUGAUGCCAAUGAUGCCACCAGCACCGGCCGCUGAGUAUGGAGCGCCGGUACCUGCCUCUUCCACGCCUGCCUCCAGCUACGAACCAUCGUCCUGGGAGUCAUCCUCCGGACCGUACUCGCGUCUCUGGGAACCAUCUACGUCUGGAUCGUCUCACAGCCUCGCCUACAGCUCGUACUAUCCUAGCUCGAGUGGCUCGAGCUCGUACACGGCUUACAAUGCUGGUUCCAGCAGCUCCUCGUCCGUCGGCUCCGGUAGCUCUUCCUCUUCCUCCUCUCCUUCCUCAGGAUCCUCAUCCUCUCCCUCUUCCUCGUCGAAUGCAGCACACGCUUACUAGAAAGUGAACCGUACUGCGCCAGUCACGUAAACCCGUACACCAAAGCGAAGUCGCAACUUAGCCCCGGAUGCGUACUUUGAGCCAUUUCUUCCGGGAGGCCGAUAGUAGACAACUCAACCCUCUACGGAAAGGUUGAAACGAACGGCGGUAUCGUUAACUUUCUAUCGCCACGAUCCCCCGAUUGGAGGUACAUUUCCAAUCGGUUACAAUCGGAGAAACUGUGGCAAUGUCUGUUUGCGAUCAUCCGCAACAUCUGAGUACAUCAUGCGUGUACUAUUGGCUUUGUGAGGGUAAUUAGCUUAAGCCCUUUCCUUUAUCCUUUUCUUCCUUGCGAUCUAUUUAUUGUCUCCCUUGCGAAACGUUAUUUAUUGAAUGAGGACAUAACAAUAAACAAAUCAACGAAAAUUCAUCAAAACGAACGCUGAAAUGAUACUGCAAUGAUGCUACUAUUAUAGUUAUAGUUUUAUGUUUGUAUUUCAAUACAGGUAAGUGAAUUUUCUUUGCCAGAAAACUAUUUUACGAAUUUUGAAGGAUGUCCGAUAUUUGAUAGGAAAAAUGAUUUAUAGUUUGCAUUAUUAAAGUUUGUAUGAAAGAAUCAGCGAGACCUAAUCAACAUCGCGAUUUUUAUUGGAGUUAAUACAUAAAAAUUAUACGGUGGGCACUGUCAAUUUGAUAAAAAUAUUUUUUUUUGCAAUCUUUCUUCAUUUCGAGCCUUCAUUAAUUGAGAAACUGAAAAUUAUACCCAACACUAUUAUUACAACUUCGAUUAUUAUAUUAAAACUUUUACAAACUACAUGUGAACAAAAAUUGAAACUAUAAACAAUCAAACAAAUGAACGGUAGAACAAAAAAAAAUAUUUUCUUUCUUAAAGGAAGCAAA
Molecule: messenger RNA, 2114 nt
Organism: Anopheles funestus (African malaria mosquito)
Lineage: Eukaryota; Metazoa; Arthropoda; Insecta; Diptera; Culicidae
Gene: Osi20
Exons: 2
Coding region: 276-1235 (319 amino acids)
Source: RefSeq, a predicted model, not a curated record